Messenger RNA from Seriola dumerili (greater amberjack), 6939 nucleotides. It is a transcript of the gene hivep3b, whose product is annotated as transcription factor HIVEP3-like. The coding region runs from base 557 to 6757 and encodes 2066 amino acids. Gene Ontology annotation, cellular component: extracellular region; nucleus. Gene Ontology annotation, biological process: regulation of transcription by RNA polymerase II; regulation of vasoconstriction. The transcript has 9 exons. The record is from RefSeq and is a predicted model, not a curated record. Gene Ontology annotation, molecular function: RNA polymerase II cis-regulatory region sequence-specific DNA binding; DNA-binding transcription factor activity, RNA polymerase II-specific. NCBI's taxonomy places the organism in Eukaryota, Metazoa, Chordata, Actinopteri, Carangiformes, Carangidae.
UGUUGUUUUGUUGUGGCGAUCAGCUGAAUGUGGCAUCGCUGUCCGGUCUGACACAACAGUGGGAAGCACCCCGAGCCCCUCCAGCUCUCCCUCCCCAGGAACGCGGGCACCGAGAGCAGCUCGAUCUAGCGCAUCACAAUCCAGGAAAUGCGGACUUCUGGCCCUUUCACUACGGGAUAAAUGGCUGCAGCGCCCGUACAGUAGCAAGCUGACCCAUUCAGAAGCUGAACGGCUAACACUCUUGACAACCAACAAAGGAGAUGGAGAAAAGACCUUGGGAGGGCUGUUAGAAUGGCUGAGGCUGGACAGAAGCAGAGCUGCUUUGUACAGAGAAAUGAUCCAUGUUUACCUGCAUCCAUGCAGCUCCAGGGCACCUUUUAAUGAUGCCUCACUUGGUCCUCUUGAAUAACUUUUGGCCCACACUGCGAAAGGCCCUCCGUUUUGAUUUACAAUUCAGUCUGUUCCCCUGACUCUGACCUCUCUGCUGUCAUGCGGUUAGCCCCAUGAGGCUCCAAGAGCCCUUCCUUGCGUGUCUGUGAGGCCUCCUCCCCACUCUAUGGAGGCUGAGCCCAGCCAUCCGGCUGAUGAGGAGCGCUCUGGAAGGCAAGAGCAGCAGCAUGUGACAGCUGAAUCCUCACUAGGAUCUUGUCCACCUCAGCAGCCCCAGCAGCCUCCUAAUCCUCGUCCUGUGCACAGAGCCUUGGGCCGCCUGCAAAAUCGCCAGCCCAAACGCACUGACCUUCUGCUUCGGUUACAGCAGCAGCAAGCGGUAGCAUGGCAGCAAUCAGACAACCCAGGUCCCUCAGGAGGCAGCUUCUUCUCUUCAGCUUCCUCGUCAACUUCAUCCCUCCGCUCUACUUCCUCCACCCGGGGUGAGCAUGGUCAUGGGGUCCCAUCUCAGUCCAGCCAAGAGGGCCAAGAAGGGGUCAGCUCACCCAGAAAAGGGGAGAAAAAACCCCAAAAACCAGGGAAAUAUGUGUGCACUUAUUGUGGCCGUCCAUGUGCCAAGCCAAGCGUUCUUCAGAAACACAUUCGCUCUCAUACCGGAGAAAGACCCUACCCUUGUGCCCCUUGUGGCUUUUCUUUCAAGACCAAGAGCAACCUGUACAAGCACCGCAAGUCCCAUGCCCAUCGCAUUAAAGCGGGCCUGGCGUCCAGUCGUGAUGAGCCCAGUUUGAGUGGACCAGAGGGCAGUGGCGUUGGAGAAGACCCUGAAGAACACACAGAGGGAGAAAGCACUGAGUCUGAGGAGGAGACGGGCCGACACAGAAAGUCCUCCUCCAAGGAGAUGUUGGGCCAUCCGAGGAAAGGUGGUAAGGAAGCACUGGGAGGCCCAGAGGAGACCCAGAGGCCUGAAGACUCCCAGGCUGUCAAGCAAAGACUGGCACUGAGGCUUAGUGAAAGGAAACGUGGACCCAUGGCUUCUCCAGAUGACCCUCCGUCCUCCCUCUCCACCUCAUCGUCUUCUCUAGGCCCGGGCAGUAAAGGCAGCACAGAGUCUGGCUACUUUUCCGGAUCAGGCAGCACUGACUUGUCCCAAGUUAGCCCUCCCAGUGCCAGUGCCAAAACCUACGCAGAAAUUAUUCUAGGGAAAUAUGGAAGACUGGGAGGGCAGCAGCGCAGUCCUCAUCAGCAGCAGCCUCAUUCUUCACUUUCCUCAUCCUCAGGAACGGAGGAAAAAAGCAUUCCUUUCGCUGUGCCCAAAACCCAAGUAAUAGAACACAUCACGAAGCUCAUCACUAUCAAUGAAGCAGUAGUAGAUACCAGUGAGAUUGACAGUGUAAAGCCCCGUCGCUCCUCUCUGUCCAGGAAGAGCAGCAUGGAGUCACCUAAAUUUAGCGCCCCUAAAGAUACCUACACCUUCGAUCCCAAAGGAGAAGCCCCCGGACCCAGUGGUUUGCGGCACCUCCACAAUCCUGAGGCAGAUCCAGCAGGUACCCAGGAGCUGUCAUCAGUGCCUCUGCUCAGAAGCCACUCAAUGCCAUCAUCUACCAGCCAAGGAGAGCCCUCCACCUCUGGCACCAUGUCUCCUAGAGGUUACCGUCUCUGCCAGUCAUUCGAUGAACAGCAAGCAGUGGUAGCAGAGAUGAGGGUUGGCCAUGCCCAGCGUAUGCUGAGGCGCCAACCUGCCAUAGAAGUCCCGCUGGGAGCUGAGGUAAUGCUGGAGGAGUCCGGUCCCACCUCCUCCUCCUCCUCCUCCUCCUCAGCCAGAGGUCCUGAACUAGCCAGGCAGCCGCAGCAACAGCAGCAGCAGCAGCAGCAGCAGCAAAAGACUUCCAGCCUGUUUGAAUGUGAAGCAUGUAGGGCUCGCUUCCAACAUAGUGAAGGCUACGAGGCCCACAAGGGCAUCUGCCCAGGACAGCAAAAACUGGAACAAGAGAGUGGGGAUGUGAGGAAAACAUGCAGGGAGGAUCGCCCACAGAUGAUGAUGCACUACAAGUUCCGGGCACUGGCCAUGGCUGUUAGGAAGAGGAGGAAAGAGGAGAGCCUGGAGGAGGACCCUCCCAGCCCAGGGUCUGUAGCCAUAUCAGGCAGCUCUGCAGGCCUCAUUCCAGUGCCAAGCAGACCGGAGCACAGCCAGGCCCUCUCAGGUGUUUCUUCACAGACUGAGCCAAAACAACAGCAGCAGCAGGACAGGAAGGGCGUGUCCGUCAUCCAACACACAAGCUCUUUUGAGAAGCAGGAGAGUAUAUCCAUGGAAAGUCAAGAACCAGACCUCAGAGAGAGUCAGCAAACAAAACAACCCGAGCCAAAACCAUCACCCUCUACAUCUCGCCUCAUCCGCCAGCCAAACAUCCAAGUGCCAGAGAUCCUCGUUACUGUGGAGCCUGAUGCUGACAUGCCAUCUGUGUCACCGCCGGUGACAGCAUCCUCUUCCAAGGAGGCAGAGAGAGUGGAGGAGUUCCAGUGGCCUCAGCGUAGCCAAACUCUGGCCCAGCUCCCUGCAGAGAAGCUGCCACCAAAGAAGAAGAGACUCCGCCUGGCAGAAGCAGCCCAGUCCUCUGGGGAGUCUAGCUUUGAGUCUGUGUCUUUGUCUCGCAGCCCCAGUCAAGAGAGCAACAUCUCACACACUUCAAGCCUUUCCGCUUCUUUUGAAGACCCAGCAAGAUCAGAGCCUGCCAUCUGGGCCAUCAGUAGCCAAAGCUCCCAGAUGCUGAUGGUGCCAACCGUUUCCCACCAACACCACCAAAGCCACAAGGAGAUGAGGCGCUCAGCCUCAGAGCAGGCCCCGGCCAGCCCCCAGCAAACAGAGCAGAUCUCAGAGACCAGAAGUAAAUCCUUUGACUAUGGUUCCCUGUCGCCUCAGCAGUCUACAUCCUCCUGGAAAGAAAGGAGAAAGUGUCUCCUUGUGAAGCAUGCCACCUUAGGGGAACCUGAGCAGGAGGAGGGGGCCAGCAUGAGUCAGUUGUCCAGAGCAGAGAGUCCAAAGCCUGGUCCUUCCCGUGCCAUCCUUCCUCCUCUUUAUUCAACCGAGGCAAGCCCCCGGUUCAGCCUGGAAGCCACAGGGAAAGCCUUGCAGCUGUUACAGCCGCAAAUCUUCCCUCCCCGUCACGAUGUGCUCCCUUUGCAGCCCAGAGGCCAGCAAGCAUUCACCCCGGGAUCGCUAUCCCAGCUACUCCCUGUCACCACAGCCAUCACUGAAGUACUGUCCACCCAGAUCAUCCACAGAGCCUUCUUACAUUCACAGUCAGGACCUCCACAUAUACAAAUACACCCAGCGCAGAUCCACAUGGCAGAACAGUUGGGAUUACCACUCCAUCAGCUUCCAGCUUUAGUUCCUCUCCAGUUCUCUUCCAGGACUAGAGCUGGUCAGGCUCUAUACUUACCUGUUCCUUCAAGACUUACCGCACAUCUUCCUUCCCCUCCCACUACAGAGAGCAGACCCUCCAUAUCUUCCAUAUCUUCUGAACUUAGCCACCAAUCCCUUGUAAGAAUCUCCUACCACCACCCACAGCCGGUCAUUGCCACAUGCCUGGCACAACUUACACCAGUAGUGUCCCUUGUGGUGCCAGUGCGCCUACAGACCCAUAUACCUACCUAUGCCAGUGCCAUGUAUACCACCCUGUCCCAGAUCCUGGCCUCCACCCACUCACAGGAACCCAUUUCAUGCACAGCUAUGGUCAUCAUGGGCCAGGUGGAGCGGGAAAAGCUGCAAAGGUCCUACCUGAAGGUCCCUUCUCCAGACAUCAUUCUUCCCCUGUCUCUGCCUGCCGAGCUGGCCUCAGGUUCUGGAGAGGGAUACGGUCCACUGGGGGCUGGAGGAAGUAAACGGAUGCUUUCUCCUGCGGCCAGUCUGGAACUCAGCACAGAGGCUCAGCGUCAACAGAAAAGGGUAAAAGAGGAAGAGGAGGGGGAGCAGCAUAAGGCAGGAGAGGAGGAGGAGGAGGAGGAGGAUGUAGAAGAGAAGGUAAGAGAGGAGGAACAAAGUAAAGACACUGGGAGAAAACUGGAAGAGGGAGAGAAGAAACAGCCAGAGAGGGCAGAGGGGACAACUGUGAAAGAGGAGGGGGAGCAGGAGCAAGUACCAAGGAAACAUAACAGGGAGGAAAAGGAGAAGGAGGGGGAGGAGGGGAAGGAGUCGACUGAGAAGACAAGUCAAAAAAAGGAAGAGGUGCCAGUUGUGGAGGAGGGGGUUGAGAGACCAAGCACCCCUUCAUACCCCAGCCUCCACACCUCCACCUCAGUCAACUGGUGCUACCUGAACUAUGUCAAACCUAACCCAUCUGCCCAGAGGGACCCCCGCACCUCAGUUUAUUCUACCUGGAGCGUCAGCGCUCACAACCCCAACUUGCCGGGGCUCAGCACUAAGGUGGUCCUGUCUCUACUGUGCUCCAAACAAAAGCACAGCACAGAGACAUACACCAUGGCCACGGCCCCAACCCUGGCCAAAGGCAAACUGUCCCUUGCAACUAGCGGGACCCCACGUGUGUCAGAGGUACAUGCCACCCCACCCAGCACCGUCACUGAAGUAAAGGAACAGCAGCAGCAGCCUGAGAAGGAGAACAAAGAGAUGAGAGAAGAGGAAGGACCCUCCACCUCCAAACAGGGCGAUCCCUCUCGUGUUCGCAUCUUUGAAGGCGGGUACAAAUCCAAUGAAGAGUAUGUUUAUGUGCGAGGCCGUGGCAGGGGAAAGUACAUAUGUGGAGAAUGUGGCAUCCGCUGUAAGAAGCCCAGCAUGCUAAAAAAGCACAUUCGAACACACACUGAUGUCCGUCCGUACAUUUGCAAACACUGCAACUUUGCCUUCAAAACCAAAGGAAACCUUACUAAACACAUGAAGUCAAAGGCUCAUGGGAAAAAAUGCCAGGCAAUGGGAGUAUCUGAGUCAUCACUGGACGAGCCAGAGAGCGAGGAAACAGGAGUUUCAUUAUAUGGAUGUAGACAGAUAAAACCUAAAGGAUGUGUGUGUUUGUCUGUGUCUGCACAAACAGCAGGCAGUGAUGAACGUGUGUGUGGCUCAGAGGAGCAGGAGGAACAUCAAUUUUCCGACGUGGAGGAGUCUGAGGACGAUGAUGACAAUGAUGACGAUGAUGAUGAGGAAGAGGAGUCUGCAUCCCAUGAUGACCCACCAUCCUCCUGUUCGUCAGACACCCACAUAUCAACAGGAGGACGUUCCAGCUGCAGUAGGCACUCUCAGCAGGGCACCCCUGACCCUGAGCCCCCUCCAGGCCCCAGUCCCAGCCCAUGUCAGGAGCGUUCCCCGAGGGGAAUUUGGCCAAGCAGACGAGCCGCCUCUCCAGGCAGCAGGAGAGCACUGUUCUCCCGGCGGGGCUGGAAGGCCUCACCAAGAGCCUUCUCCCCCAGUAGUGAGAGCUGCUCUCCCAGCCGCAGCCUCUCCCCUCGUCUGGAACUGUCCUCGCCCAUCCACAGCCUUUCCCCCAGGACUGAGCUGUCCUCACCAAGUCGACAUGUCUCACCCUCCCCUGAAAGAGGACCAUCUCCUAUCAGACCCCUUUCUCCUCUUCGUCCCAUUUCGCCCAGCUGCUACCGGUCAUCACAAGCCCGGACCCCCCCCUUGCCACUCGGGUUACAGCAUAGAACCGCUGGAUACCUGCCUUGGGAGAGUCCCAGUACAAAGGGUAGUCAUGUCAAACCGGAGAAAAGUGGUACAGCAGGUGAAGGGCCAACAUUAACAGAAGCCAGCUUGUUUCCACCUGCUUUUCGUCUUUCUACCUGUGAGGGUUAUCCUGGCCACCAAGCAGCAGACAACAUCUUCAGCCAUCUUCCCAUGCACUCCCAACAAGCCAAGGUCCCCUAUCUGAUGAUCCCCAUCGGAGGAAUCCAAAUGGUACAGGCCAGACCCAGGUCCCACCCUACCACCCCAUCAUCCCCAACAUCUCCCCCCAUGGAGGGGCCAUCACUGGCCAGGUUUGAAUCAUACUGGGGCGGGACCCCCAGAACUCAAGGGCUUAGGACUCCUGGAGACCACUGGUCAGAGCACCAGGCAGCAGGAACCAGCCAGUCAGGGCGGUGCGGUCUCAGCACAGCACUAACACGUUCCAAACCGGAGUUGGAGACCACAGACUCAAAGCAAUAUGGCAGCUCACAUAGCUCCGCACACACCCACAGGUCUGCUACUGAGACCACCGAGCGCUGCGUCAGAGACAGUCGUUGGAGAGCAGCCCUCAGUCGAGCAGCCCCCGUAGCCUCGCAUGUCAUUGGACAGCAGCCAGAGGGGGAGGAGCCACCAUCUGGUAAUGAUCUGGUGGAGGAAGGAGCUAAAGGAGACUCAGCCAGAACAGACCAGAGUACUUAACAGUGUCUACACCUUGAUGCAUCAUGCAUCCCAUUUUGCUUUAUUGGUUGCUACACUAGUCUUGUUUUUUAUUGCUUUGUUUUUAUACAGUUUUCAAUACUAUUGUUAACUUAAAUGUUUGUUCCUUGGCAACAUUCAGGUUUGUUAUAAAAAUGCACUUUUUUCUUUGUGAAAAUAAUGUU